Messenger RNA from Funneliformis geosporum, 600 nucleotides. The record is from the annotation of a GenBank genome assembly. Lineage: Eukaryota; Fungi; Glomeromycota; Glomeromycetes; Glomerales; Glomeraceae.
AUGGAUAACGAAUAUCAAUAUACGACUGUUUCUUCUGAUAAUUCAUCUGGUAGACAAAGACUUGUUUUUAUCCUCCAUGGUAGUAGUUCAAACAGUUCAAACAAUCAUAAUCAUGAUCAAAACAGUUCAAGAGGUGUAAGCACUGAAAGUGCACACAGUCAAAUACCCAUUUCAGAAGUUACUGACCAGCAUUUAUCAGGCGUUAGCGCUACUAAAAUAACUAUGCGAAAAACAGUUUCCACUAAUAAUAAUGUUGUAACAAAUAAACAAGAUACUAUAUCGGGUGCUCAUACAAAGCUUGAAGAUUAUUCUGAUGAUGGUUACAAUUCUCUAGAAUUUGAUUUAGAAUUACUAAAGCUAGUAAAGAAAAAUCUUCGUAUUUUCGUUGAAGAUGCAUCAACAAGAAAAUUAAGAAAUGGUGAAUGCAAAUGGUCCGAGCUCCGACCAUCUGUUAGAAAUUUUUAUUUUCCUCGAUUUAAAAAAUAUUUGCUUGAUAGGGAAAUACAUGCUCCAAAUGCGAUGAUAUUUAAAUCUAUUAGGGAUCUUCACAUCUCUCGUCGUGAUGCAUGGCUCAAGAAUAUAAGAAGAUCACGUGAAUAA